UUGGGCUGGCUGUCCCCUGCUUCUCCCGUGCCAUGUCCUUUGCUGGGCAUGUCUGUCUAUGGCCCGCUGCUGGCCCUGCCGGGCAGCAUAGUAGGCCUGUCUGGGGUUCCGGUCCCUGGCAGGCCUGGUUGUUCCUUGUUUUCCUGGGCAUCGCACCUCCUGUUUUGGGUUGGGCUCUCUGGGUGGCCUUUUUUCUAUUUUUGAGCUUUCUCAGUUGGUAUAGUGUCCAAACAUGAGGUCUGCCUUCUUCUUCUUCGACUUUUCUGGCGGGUUGCAGCUGUCGCGCCAAUUUUCUUCCCAUUACAAAAACCUUCCUAUCCCCCAUUUACUUCCGGGGUCAUUUCCGCUUACGUCAUUUCCUCUUACGCACGUCAUUUCCUCUUACUGCCCGUCGCUGGUUUUUUUUUCAUUUUUUAUAAUAUAGUCAUUUCCUCUUACGUCAUUGACAGCGAUCGAUAGAAUCGAUAGAAUCCAAAUCUCCUGAAAAUGGUGGUGUCACUGAAUGAUAUUCGUCUUUAUCUUUCCCAGGGGACUUAUGUCAAACACCAGCAGGCUUCGAAACAUUUCAAGCGGAGUGUUAGGGCCGCUGCUGGGAACUUCUGUCUUCGUGAAGAGGUCCUGUACCAUGGGAACAGAAGGGUCAUUUGGACAGAGGAGGAGAAAGUGGCUGUGUUAACCGAAGCCCAUGCAGGCCAUUUUGGACCACGGAGGAUGCAAGCGAAGAUUGCUCCCCGGUUUUAUUGGCGGUCCAUCACAAAGGACACAUUGGAUUGGAGUUAUGGAGGUUCUUCCAAACAAUAUGGUUAGGCUGGAGACCCUGGAUGGAAAGCCCAAGCAUAUGAUGACCCCGUAUGCAUCACUGAAACCUCUGCGCCCGAGGACUCACCCUGGCUGGCCAAAGGAUUCCCCUUCAGCCCCUGUGCUUCCAGGAGAUGCUGAAAUGCUGACUUCAUCAUCGGAGGAGGAAACUGAGUGUCAUUGUUUCACGGACCAUACAUAUGCUGGCCCCACAUCACCCUGGAAAAAGGAGCUGCACCCCGACCAGAAACAACUGCUCGAGUAUGUUUUGGCCUGCGAUCGUCCAGCUAUGGAGCUGAUCAUUAAAGAGGGAGGGGUGUAUUUAACCCGAGAAGAGUUUUGGUCUCUCGGGUUGUCCAGAGACAUGGACUCCACGGGCAAAGAUGUCUUCAUUGCCAACAUGUAUAUUGUACCAACGUGGAAGCACAAAGACGUCGAUCCAAUGUCAAGCCUUCCAAGGGAUGCAAAUCUAAAGGAUGCACUCCUCUUCCCAGCGUGGAGCAAGCACAACGGGCCAGAGCAUUACCUUCUCUGUGUGUUGAGAGAAACUCUCUUGCUGGACUCUCAGUUUGCCCUUUGGCCAUCUGGUUUUGGUGAUGAGCCAUGUUCCAGUGGUGUGCAACAGGGGUCCCCUACCACAGAGUCAUGGACCAGUACUGGUGAAACGUGAUUUUGUUCAUGCUUUGGCAGUGUUCUAAUAGAAUUUUCACUUGUUUAUUUACAAUUUGUCUUCAUGUUUAAAUAUGCCAAGUGGCUUAUUGCAUUUUAUUUUAUUCACAUUUGGCUUUUUUUUACUGCAGGAGCAUUGCGCAGCACAUCGUCCCAGGAAGCUGGAGUGAGCUCACUGGAAAAGACAUGCAGGAGAUCCCACGCCAGACCUCGGGGAAUGACUGUGGUGUUUUCAUGCUCAUGGUAAGUUGAGCAUUUUUAAAGAAGAAGAGUAGGUUAAACUUCCC
Molecule: messenger RNA, 1754 nt
Organism: Entelurus aequoreus (snake pipefish)
Lineage: Eukaryota; Metazoa; Chordata; Actinopteri; Syngnathiformes; Syngnathidae
Exons: 11
Coding region: 686-1468 (260 amino acids)
Source: RefSeq, a predicted model, not a curated record